Molecule: messenger RNA, 894 nt
Organism: Closterium sp. Yama58-4
Lineage: Eukaryota; Viridiplantae; Streptophyta; Zygnematophyceae; Desmidiales; Closteriaceae
Source: the annotation of a GenBank genome assembly
AUGGACCCCAACACCGCCAAGCUCACUGUCAGCAUCAGUAUCGCCAAGGCGUGCGCGAUCACAUGGAUGGACGACCCUCGCUACUGGCACAUGGAGACGGGGAGUGCGGCGGGCGCGGUGUUCCCCGAGGUGCCGCACCUCCUGACCGUGUGCUGGCUCGAGGCGAGCGCGCACGUCGCGCUGCCGUCCCCCCUGCGCUGCGGGGUGUACGACGUGGCAUGGCGUGUCGCGCGCGACCCGACGCACGAUGAGUACGCACGGGCAGCAGGCGAGCAGCCGAGGCGCGUGGGGCUGUUGCACGCAGGCGGCGACGAGAGCGAGGAGGAGGACGAGGAGGAUGACGAUAUGGAGUUGGAGGGCGGGGAUGGUGGGGUGCAUGGCGGAGAGCAGACACCAGGUGGGUAUGCCACGCUCCAAGUAACGAAUGGCGAUGCGGUGGGUGGCGGUGGCGUUGCGGGGAACCCGUUCCACCACAUGGUGGGGCUCAUGCGCCGCCUCGUGGGGCGCACGCACGCCGUGCAGGCACGGCGCACUGAGGCUCGCGGGCCGCACAGCAGCGAGCAGCAGAACUGGGAGCAGAGGAGGGAGGCGUGGAGGCGAGUGGAGAAGCGGUGCUGGUUCAAGUGGGUGCGGCAGCCCACAUGGAGCAACGUGCGGGAGGAGGGGUGUGCUGGGGGAGGGGGAGGCGCGCAGAGGCAGCUGCGAGUUUCCGCUGCCACCAUCGCCAUGCUGCCUGACUGGACCACCCUGCCUGCGGGCCGUGUGAGCAUCAGGGGGGCAAGCGCAAGGGAGACGCAAGUGGCGCCGACGCUGAGUAUGCGGCUGUGGGAGACGGAGAGUGGGUGGUGGAAGGAUGGGCUCUACUUGGAUGCGCUGCAGCUCACAGAGACGUGA